Molecule: messenger RNA, 1701 nt
Organism: Penicillium cataractarum
Lineage: Eukaryota; Fungi; Ascomycota; Eurotiomycetes; Eurotiales; Aspergillaceae
Exons: 2
Coding region: 1-1701 (566 amino acids)
Biological process (GO): amino acid transmembrane transport
Cellular component (GO): membrane
Molecular function (GO): amino acid transmembrane transporter activity
Source: RefSeq, a predicted model, not a curated record
AUGGCUGCAAAAGAUGGAGCAUCUGGGGAGACUAUCGAGGAUGUCAGCCUUGAAGGAAGCCCUGGUGGUCAAGAUAUCAUGAAAGCUGAGGUCACUGACCAUCCUCCUCCCCAACUACUUCGUCGUCUCGACAAUCGCCAAAUCCAGAUUAUGGCCGUUGGUGGCUCUAUCGGAACUGCUCUGUUUGUCAGUAUCGGUGGUGGUCUUGCCAGGAGUGGCCCUCUCAGUCUGCUUCUUGGAUACGCUAUUUACUCUGCUAUUCUUGCUUGUGUUAGCAAUGGAUUGGCUGAGAUGACUAUUCUGUACCCCGUCCCUGGUGGAUUCAUUCGACUGGCCGGAAAAUGGGUUGACGAUGCCUUUGGGUUCAUGGCUGGAUGGAACUUCUUCUUUUAUGAAGCACUUUCUGUGCCGUUCGAGAUUACCGCCCUCAUAAUGGUACUUCGAUUCUGGAGAGAUGAUAUCCCAGCAGUAGCUGUUUGUUGUGCAUGCAUUGCCGCAUAUGCCGCACUGAGCAUUUUUGCGGUCAAGAUCUAUGGAGAGGCUGAGUUCUGGGGCUCUGGUGGCAAGGUGAUCUUGAUCACUUUGCUUUUCACUUUUACUUUCAUCACCAUGAUCGGUGGCAAUCCCCAGCACAAUGCCUACGGAUUCCAGUACUGGAAUAAUCCUGGACCUAUGGCCGAAUAUCUACACACCGGAUCUUUGGGGAGGUUUGAAGGCCUUCUAUCUGCGCUUUGGACCGCUAGCUUUACAAUCGCUGGGCCAGAGUAUGUGAAUCUGAUUGCAGCCGAAGCGAAACGCCCCCGGGUCUAUAUCAAGACGGCUUUCAAGGUUGUUUACUGGCGAUUCAUUUUCUUCUACAUGGUUGGCGCUGUCUGUGUCGGCGUUCUUGUCGCCUACAAUGACCCAACCCUAAUUUCCGUGUUUAUCACGGGAGAAAGUGUCAGCACGGCAGCGGCAACGCCAUUCAUCAUCGCAAUGCAGAAUAUGAAAGUCGAGGCUUUGCCACACCUAAUCAACGCUCUACUGGUGACAACAAUCUUCUCAGCUGGCAAUACCUAUAUGUACUGUUCCAGUCGCAGUCUAUACGGCCUGGCUCUAGAUGGAAGAGCACCGGCAGUUCUUCAGAAAUGCACCAAGAAGGGAGUGCCAAUCUACUGCGUCUUUGUGGUGAUGCUGUUCCCCCUACUCUCGCUACUCUCUCUCAGCAACGGGUCUUCCGUGGCAUUGACUUGGCUGACGAGUCUCAUUACUGCCGGCGCUUUGAUUGAUUACAUUGUCAUUUGCGUGACAUAUCUCUUCUUCUACCGGGCCUGCAAAGCACAAGGUGUCGAUCGAAAGUCUUUCCCGUACUAUGGACGCUUCCAACCAUACACUACUUGGAUCGGUCUUAUUGGCGAAUGCUUCAUUCUCGUCUUCUAUGGAUAUUCCAGCUUCACACCGUGGGACGUGACCAACUUCUUCACGCACUACGCGAUGGUCAUCGUAGCACUUGUGUUCUACCUUUACUGGAAGAUCUUCAAGCGUACCAAGGUGGUCAAGCCUAUGGAUGCCGAUCUGAUUUGGGAAAGACCUGCGAUCGAUGCGUAUGAGGAUGCACUGGAGGAACCACCAAGCAAUUUCUGGAGGGAACUACUUGACAUGGUUCGGUGGAAGAAGGGCUCAAAGCAGGGACAGGGCUCGGAGACCGAUAUUGAGCUAUAG